Porites evermanni is the source of this 6532-nucleotide messenger RNA. NCBI's taxonomy places the organism in Eukaryota, Metazoa, Cnidaria, Anthozoa, Scleractinia, Poritidae. The record is from the annotation of a GenBank genome assembly.
AUGACAGAUAUGUGGAGCGAUCAAUCCACAGAACAAGACAGUAAUCCCACUCUGAUCCUAGAAAACACAAUUCUAGGUAGUGGAGAGGAGCAGGUAAUCGUAAAAUUAUUGACUACGAACACUUCUGUUUCGUCAAAUGGAAGCGAAGUUUUUACCAAACUGUUGACGGGAUCUUCUGCUGGCGCAGCUGCGGGAAGCACCGGGAAAUUUCUUAGCGGUGCACAAGCUCAAGGAUUACGUAAAAUUGAGCCGAAGCCUGCAGACUCGGGAAACGAGAGUGAGAAGUUGGUUGAAGGUGAUGGUGAGGGCAGUCCCUUUGGAAGGUAAUGGCAAAUUUUCCCAUUUCAUACACUGCCUAAGUUUCUGAUUUUUAUUCAGACUCGUAAUAUUAAAAGCACGCACAGAUUAAGAGUAAAAUUGGCUGUAUUUGCUUUUAUCCAACUAAAGGAUUUCAUCAACAGGCUAGUGCUCUUGACUUUGCCAAGUCCACAUGGUUGAUCUAAUUAAAAGUUAUGCAACAGUAUAGUAUUUCACAAGUCAGCUGAUAACUGUAUAACCUGAACUGUUACACCAACUGUAUCUAGCUAGAGAGCUGGAGUCAAUAAUUCAUAUGAGAUACAACGUAUGUGUUGUGGUUCAAUUUUAUCCUUGUUUUAAUUUGUGCUUUCUUUUGUUUCAAACUUAUUAUUACACAUUACCGUACCAAAAAACAAAAUAAAGAAAUUAAACCGAAGAUAAAAUUGAACCACAGCAUACUGUAUAUGUUGUAGUUAAUUUUUUAUCUCAGGCAAUUUUUGAUUUUCUUUUGUUUUUGGGUAUGUUAUUGUAUGCUAAUGAAGUUGAAACAAAAGGAAAAUAAAAAUUACCUGAAAUAUAAAAAUAACUACAACAUAUACAUUUUAUUGAAAUUCAGUUCAGUAUGUGGUCCUUAAAUAACAUGGUUUUUUUUUCAACUCAUAAAGCACUGGUGUAUGGUCAAGUUGUCCGAAAGUUAUCUCGCUUGGAGUUAUGUUGCCUGAAAAACUGAGUUAUGUUGCCUGUCAUUUUAUCAUGUUCAACAACAUCCUAACAUCCUGACACACUUCCUGUUAUUGCACUUGUUUCCCUCAUUAGGGUUCAUCAAAUUACACACACUGCCUUUUUCAGCUUACUGCGCUUUUCAGUGACAUAAAAAAGCUAAAUUCACAAUUGCAUUUUUGCUGCUGUCAAUCAUAAUUAUGGUCGCAAACGAUGAAUCCUCAAGCACAACAAAACACAAAAAGGAUCAAAAUCCACCAAUCACAUAUCACAAGCCAUGACCUCUUCAACUUGUUGAAGUAAACUUCUGUUUUCUGAGAGGUCUGCUAAGGUGAUUGACGGUAGCAAAUAAUGUCAAGGUUGGUUGGCUUUUGAACUUUGGUGUUUGCUUGUCAUUGAAAACCCCAGUAAACACUUGAUGAAAUUUCAGACAACAUAACUCAGGAUUUCAGGUGACAUAACCUUGUAACUCUUGUUUUGGGUGACAUAGCUUUGGGUGAGAUGACUUUUGGGCGACUUGACAGUUACCAAAAUACUGGUUGAGUUUUUUCCUCACAAGCUGAUGGCUGUUGCUGACUUUAUUAUACUUGAAUAUUUUAGAUUGCUGGACAUCAAUGCCACAAGAAGAGGUGUCAAAACCUGUCCUCUCUGUACAAACAAAAUUGGUAAUCGUGCCAAGCAGUGUAAGUAUUGUUCUCCUGGCAAACAGAAAAGAAGGUCAAGAAAAUCUCAAACAAGUAAAGAACCCAACAAUGACAGUGAACAGAGUUCAUCUAACGUUGACAUGAACAUGGUACUGAUGGACAGUGAACCUGAUAUGGCAACAUCUCCGAUUGGUAACAUAGUCCACAACAAUAGCGUUUUCAAGGAACUCACUCUACACUUUCUACUCCAGAAAUCCCACCUGUGGAAUUCCCCCAUGCCUUCGGAUUUCCAAUCGUAAAUACCCCCCAUGCCCUCAGAAUUCCAUAAUCUUGAACCCCCCCUCCCCUUCGGAAAUCCUAAAAGCCGUCCGUGGUAUGGUAUGGAUAUUUUCUGGAAUCGCCCAAUCAUAAUUAUGGUCACAAACGAUGAAUCCUCAAGCACAACAAAACAUAAAAAGGAUCAAAAUCCACCAAUCACAUAUCACAAGCCAUGACCUCUUCAACUUGUUGAAGUAAACUUAUGUUUUCUGAGAGGUCCGCUAAGGUGAUUGAUGUCAGCAACUAAUGUCAAGGUUGGUUGGCUUUUGAACUUUGGUGUUUGCUUGUCAUUGAAAACCCCAGUAAACACUUGAUGAAAUUUCAGACAACAUAACUCAGGAUUUCAGGUGACAUACACUUGUAACUCUUGUUUUGGGUGACAUAGCUUUUGGUGUGAUGGACUGGUUGAGUUUUUUCCUCACAAGCUGAUGGCUGUUGCUAACAUUGUUGCACUUGAAUAUUUUAGAUUGUUGGAUAUCAAUGCUACAAGAAGAGGUGUCAAAACCUGUCCUCUCUGUACAAACAAAAUUGGUAAUCGUGCCAAGCAGUGUAAGUAUUGUUCUCCUGGCAAACAGAAAAGAAGGGCAAGAAAAUCUCAAACAAGUAAAGAACCCAACAAUGACAGUGAACAGAGUUCAUCUAACGUUGACAUGAACAUGGUACUGAUGGACAGUGAACCUGAUAUGGCAACAUCUCCGAUUGGUAACACUGCAGAGGUGUCAGUGUCCUCUACCAGUGAUGUUAUUUCUAAGAAUGUAACAGAAGAAGUUGAGGCUGUUACAGCAGAUAAUUUUGUACAAGGAACCCAGUCAAGUGUAAAUGCUAUUGAGGGAAUGGAAGCAGAAACAUCCCAGCAAAACAGUGGUGUGAUUGAGGCUGGGAAGAAGACCUACCACACUAGCCUGCAGGAGUUAAUUCAAACUCUUUUGGUGCAAAAUCAAAGUAGUAGUUUAUAUGUCGCACAAGAUUCUGAGGAGCAAGCUGAUAAGGUAGAUACAGAGAAUUCAGAUGUUAAUCAGCAAGAGGAACAGGCUGGUGAUGUAGAGGUGAAAGAAGUUAAAGGAAAUUCAGUAGGAGCAGUUGGUGCGGUGGGAUCUCCUGAAAAUGCAUAUGAUGCUAAUUCAGUUGCUUUGUUUUUGGGACAUCUUGCUCAGCAGAAUGGUAAGAAAGCAAGACCCUCUUUAAACAUUGCCAGUGACAAUGCUGAGCCCAACACAAGCACAUCAAGCCCCUUGGGAAUUAAAGCAAAGCAGGUUGUUAUUGAGGAUGAUCUGUCAAGUCAAGCAAAGUACAGGAAAAUAAGACCCAAGACUAUUGAUGAGUGCACUAUUACAGUAGAAAUUCAGCGCAGUGAGGAUUGUGCAGUAGAGGAGGAAAUUGCUAACACUGUUGGUGAAGUGAAGUCUACAGAAUCACAACUCAGGUAGGAAGACUUGCCUUUUAUGAUCCCAGAAAUGACAAAUUAUCUUUUUUGUGCAAGUGAUACUGUCAUCUCUCUCUGUAAGUAUCACUAACACUGUUGGACUGGCACAAAAUAAUGUCCACCCUAGCCUACGUUGACGUGGCACCAGUCAAAUUUUCAACCUGCUGAAAAAUUUGAUCCAACAUUUUGUAAAAGAAACAUCGGGAUUAGAAAAUUGGGCAGAGAUUUGGGUUGGGAUGAUUGGAUUGAAGAACUGCCUAUCUUAAUGCUGCUCUUCAUGCAUUUGCUAUUGUAAUGAUCAGGGAAAUUUGUUUGAAAAUUACAACUCUUCUUCACUUGGUGAUCAUGUUUAAUUACCAACUGAUAAUAAAUGCUGGCCGCUCUGUAGUCUUAGUAAUUAAGAAAGAAGACACUUUAUUUCAAUAGGGUGCAUAAAUAUUACAGUUGUACUGUAUUCUGCCCUAUGGCCCUAUGAAAAAAAAUCCUUAAAUACCAACAAACUAAGGUAACAGAUAAUUUAAAUAUCAAGUUUAAGAAAGCUUAAAAAGUUCUGUCAAUAAAUUUUAAAGCUCUCAGGCGAGAAGGUAGUUGAAUUUACACAUGAUUAAUAAACAUUCUGUCAAUAACAAUAAUAAUGUCAAGCUGCCAGGCAUGAAUUUACACAUAAUUUUGAACAGAAUUAAUAUGUUUGUACAUUCUUUCAGGAUGCUUCCUGGAAAUGCUACUCGACGAGGUGUAAUGCCCUGUCAGAAAUGCCAGUGUCUUAUUGGUUGUCGUUCCAAGGUGUGUAAGCAUUGCAAGUUUUUGUUAAAUGAAGCAAAUCCACCAUUUAGACGCAACCGAAAACUCUUACGUCAAGCUGUUCAGUUGCAAAUUCCAUCAAACUCAUUUGUCACUGUAUUCUCUGUACGGAGAAGCAAAGUGGGUCCAGAUCAUAGGUGCUUUGUGUGGUGUCAACAAAAUGAACCAUCCAGCAAGAUGAAAGACAUGUAUUCCUGUGAUUAUCCUCCGUGUGUGACAGCAAUGGAUUUAGAGAACAAGCCAGUUUUCUUGUGUGAGCAUGCCAAGAUUUGCCGGGCGCAAGGAUCAAUAACCAACUCAAGAGUGCUUGAACUUAAUUAUGAGAAAUUACCGAGUGAAUAUCUAACUGAGGCAGUUUCGGAAUCGUUGAGGGAACUUGACAGACAGUGUAGCAGUAGGGGUGUGCCUCUGGUACAAGGUGUGUCCGACAGAACUUUUGUUGUUGUUGAUCAACUACUUCACCCUGAUGGAGUAAAUAACCUUGCAAGUGAUUUUUUGGGGUUUGUCCAUGUGCGGUUUGAAAGAAGCAAAGUUGGGAGCCUCUGGCAAACCCAGGUUUACUGUUCUGGAAGACCGUGCAUCGCGUGGAACCCAGUCUUCAGUUGUAUAGCUGGCAAGGGUAAUUGCCAGCCAUCAGUGGUCCGAUCUGUGAACUGCAUUCAUUAUUCAGCAUGUCUGUGGGCAAUUACCUCAAAUGAGAACCUUGAGUGUGAGUUUAAACUGUAUCUUGAGGGUGCAAAAGUGAAAUUCAUAAGCAGUGAUACUGAGUGAAUGAUCUUUAAGGAUAUUCAUGUUCAGCUGUUAUUGUUUUAGAUGGCCUGUUACCAGAGAAUUAUCAUUAAGGAAUCCUAAAUAGGGCUGUCACUAGGGGCUGGGGAUUUCUCCUGUCUAAUUUGGGCAUGACCAUCUGCUACUGUCAUUGAAAACAUAAGGAAACAGAACAAAAAGAAUUUCUUGGCUGUUUUAUUCCUAACCUUCUAAUAAAUUACAUAUAGUAAUAUACAGUCAACUCUCUAAGACAGACACCUUUGGUACCACAGGCAGCCCAGACUCUAUAUGAGAGUUUGUUGGAAUUUGGCUUUUGUAACAGCAUGUGAAAAUAAACAAAAAACAAUCUAAAUUACAUUUUUUAAGAACAAAAUUCACGAUAAAAAAGGACUCAAAUUUGUGUUUGUGUUGGGUGUUUUACUGUCUCUUCACUUCUAGAGCCAUUUGGAAGCCAAGUAAAACACACAACACAAACACAAUAUUGCAAUUUUUUCUCAAAAAAUGUAAUUUAGAUCGUAUUUUGUUUAUUUUCAUACCUUCUCAAGUAUAAAGUUCAAAUUACAACUUCCAGAGUCCCAUAUAGAGUCCCAUAUAGCCGCCUUGGUUGGGACCAGCACUAAGUGUCCAUUUGGGAGUGAUGUCCAUCUUAUAGAAACAAAUGAAAGGAGUAACAAAAGGUAGGGGCCAUCUUACCUAGGUGGCCGACCAUUAAGAGAGAGUUGGCUGUACUCUGCAGUGUGACAGCCCUGCUUAGCUCCUGCUUGACCAACAUCAAUAGAGACCUUUAGAUUCGAGGACGAGAACGGCUACCAGUACGAGAUUUGACUUGAAUUUUUUUCGCCUAUUCUCAAAAUAUAGACUUCCCGGAAAGGUAUGUUUUAUCAUAUUUCACAAGAAAAGUUAGCACUGUUACCUUUACUGAAGGAGGUUUCGCGCUUUCCCCAUCGCAAAAUGAUAAAACUUCUAACAUUUGAUAACUUGUUUUGGCCACCACGACAUUCGCGUUAAAACUCGUAGUAGAAUGACAAUGGCUACCACAUUUUCCCGCCAAAAUGACGCUGGUUCACGCGCGUGCACUACUUAGUAUUGAGAAAAUCUCGUACUCGUAGUCGUACUCGUCUGAGAAUCUAAAGCUCUCUAUUUUUCUCCUAACAACAUCAGCAGAUCAUCAAGAGUAAAGGUUCUGAGAAUUGCUAAGUUGAUUACCAAAGGUAGAACGCUUUGAUCUUAAACCAAAUUCUCUCAACUAUUCUUAAAAAAAAAUGUAUAGAGAUCAGUCUGGAGAAUUUGUAUGUGGAUACUGGGGCAUAAAGGGUUAAGAGAUACUAUUCAGCUUACAGGUACAUGUAGAGGAGCAAGUUGCUGUCCUUUUCUGAUAAUAAUAAUAAUAAAUUUUUAAGGUUAUCUUGCUUGUAUUAACAACAUCAUCAGCUCUACUUAGUAGCCUAGCCAUUUCUCUUGGGCAGGCGGCAGUCUACCCAGGCAUGUUAAAUUCCUGCGCACCUGAAAGUGCCUAUCUGUUAUGGUCUCUAACUUUGUUAUAGCUGGUUUGUAUCAGAUG